CAAACACCCUACCUGAACGCUCCCACAUCGUGAAUCUUCAGACCUUACCAUUCAGCAUUUCAAGAAGGUUUACGCGUUUAGACUCAAAUUUCGGCUUUAUCCUGCGUUCUUUACAUUCUUUCUAUAAAGAAACCAUUCUCAUUCCCUCCUUCUGAUUGAUUGAAGUCUGAUCCUCACUUCUGAAAUGUCUCAGGCUGAUUUCUGGAUACUUUCGAUUCCUUCUAAUGGGGGAUCGAAUAGUGACUUGCAAGAUGACCUUGAAUACGCUCUGGUUUCAGGAUCCACAAAAUUGAUCCAGAUAGUUAGUCCCUUCAAUGUUCCUCUCUUCAAAGUAGAAAGUUUAGAUGUUUUAAUCAAUCAAAAUGAGCAACUCGCUAAACAAGAUACUCAAUGCUCGGCGGCACUUUCAAAAACAACAGAAGUCAUUAAAUCCUUGGUAUCUACUUCUUCAGAAGAAUUGAAAGACUAUUUUUUGGUAGAUGGAAGAACCCCUCUAGAGUAUAUCACUUCCUUUCAAUGGAAUGCUUCUCGAUUUCGUUUAAGCAAAAGUAUUACGGAUUUAUCACAAAGCCUUACUAGUGAAGCGCUUGCUCUUGAAAAUGACAUUCGUUCUAGACAAACCAACUUUCAACAGGCUAGCAGUGCUUAUCAAUCCAUCCAAAAGAAAAAGAGUGGAAAUUUGUCGCAAAGAUCUUUGGCCAGUAUAGUCCGCAAAGAGGACGUUAUCGUUGAUUCUGAUUAUAUGACAAAUAUUUUCAUUGCUGUACCAUUGAACGCUGAAAAGAAAUUCUUAAGCUCGUAUGAAACUCUUACGAACUUGGUAAUUCCACGAUCUGCUCAAAAACUUGAUCAAGACGAAGAAUUUGCUUUGUAUACAGUCAUUGUCUUCAAAAGGUCUGCGGAAGAAUUUACGUCAAAACUCCGAGAGCAAAGAUACACGGUUCGCGAUUUUACCUUUGAAUCCGGACUUCGUGAAACCGAACAAACUGAGUUUGACAAUGCUGCUGAAAAAGAAAAGCACAUUCGUUCUUCUCUUCUGCGGUACGCCAAAAUUGCGUUUUCAGAAAUUUUCCAACAUUGGGUUCAUCUCAAAUGCCUCUUGGUAUACGUAGAAAGUGUAUUACGAUAUGGUUUACCCCCAGACUUUUCUUCCGUCGUUUUUCAACCCAUUGAGAAAGCAGACAAGAAGAUCAAGGCAUUAUUGAAUCAGAAAUACUCCUAUUUAGAGCAGAACACGUCUAGAAACUCUAAAGCCUCCGAUGAUAUGAAUGCAAGCUUGGACGAAAGUAUGGCUGGACUUAAUUUGCAUGAAGAAUACUUACCUUAUGUACUCUUUACUGUUCCUACAAAGUCUUUUAAUUAUUAGUAUAAUUCUUUUCUAAUUUAUUUUACUCAAAUGAGAAUCCUAAAGGUUGUAUAGUCCAAUAUUUCGUAAUGAAUAGUCUAAAUUCGACUGACUCUGGAGAGUUUCCAAAAC
Schizosaccharomyces cryophilus OY26 is the source of this 1477-nucleotide messenger RNA. RefSeq names its product V-type ATPase V1 subunit C. Gene Ontology annotation, cellular component: vacuolar proton-transporting V-type ATPase, V1 domain. Bases 185 to 1366 code for a protein of 393 amino acids. Gene Ontology annotation, molecular function: proton-transporting ATPase activity, rotational mechanism. Lineage: Eukaryota; Fungi; Ascomycota; Schizosaccharomycetes; Schizosaccharomycetales; Schizosaccharomycetaceae. Gene Ontology annotation, biological process: proton transmembrane transport. The transcript has 8 exons. The record is from RefSeq and is a predicted model, not a curated record.